Messenger RNA from Fragaria vesca subsp. vesca, 1926 nucleotides. RefSeq names its product pyruvate kinase isozyme A, chloroplastic-like. Lineage: Eukaryota; Viridiplantae; Streptophyta; Magnoliopsida; Rosales; Rosaceae. The record is from RefSeq and is a predicted model, not a curated record. Bases 1 to 1782 code for a protein of 593 amino acids. Gene Ontology annotation, molecular function: potassium ion binding; magnesium ion binding; pyruvate kinase activity. The transcript is spliced from 8 exons. Gene Ontology annotation, cellular component: cytoplasm. Gene Ontology annotation, biological process: glycolytic process.
AUGGCUGUCUCAUCUAGCCAUUCGAUUCGUACGUGUUUUCAGAUCAAACCCAAGAGCCAACGUUUUGGUUUGGAGAAGAGGGUGUUUGGAUUACCAGUUUUGCAACAUGGGGUUGUUUGUGUUGGGAAGAAACUCAGGGCUAAAGUUGGGGCUAAAGUUGAGGCAGUACAAGUGGGUUUGGAGGGGCCGGAGACUUUGACUGAUCUCAAGGGUUUAGGGAGGGCUUUGGGGCUUGAUGUGGUAUCGGAGAUGGAGCUGAGGGAGAAGGGUUUCUUGGGGUUGAGGAAGACUAAGCUUGUGUGCACAAUUGGGCCGGCGUGUGAUUCUUUGGAGGAUUUGGAGAAAUUGGUGUUGGGUGGGAUGAAUGUGGCGAGGCUCAAUAUGUGUCACAAUACUAGGGAGUGGCAUCGUGAUGUGAUUCGGAAGAUUAAGAAGUUGAAUGAGGAAAAGGGGUAUUCGGUUUCGAUCAUGAUUGAUACUGAAGGGAGUCAGAUUCAUGUUGUUGAUCAUGGAGAGCCAACCUCUCUCAAAGUUCAGGAGGAUUCAAUUUGGCUAUUCACCCCUGAAAAAUUUGAGGGUUCUCUUCCAUUCACAGUUCAAGCAAAGUAUGAAGGUUUUUCUGAAGGCAUUAAAGUGGGUGAUGAACUUCUCAUUGAUGGUGGAAUGGCCCGCUUUAAAGUCAUUGAAAGGAUUGGAAGUGAUCUACGUUGCCAAUGCAUAGACUCCGGUUUGUUCUUGCCUUGUGCAAAGUUCAGCUUUUGGAGAGAUGGGAAACUUGUGGAGAGGAACCAAGAGCUCCCUACUCUGUCAACAAAGGAUUGGUCUGACAUCGAAUUUGGAAUUUCUGAAGGUGUUGAUUUUAUCGCCAUGUCCUUUGUAAAUGAUGCUGAAUCUGUCAGGCAUUUGAAAGAUUACCUCACUAUCAAAUCACUCAAAUCUAUUAGAGUUUUGGCAAAGAUUGAGAGCUUGGAAGCCCUUCAGAAGCUGGAAGAAAUCAUCGAAGCUUCUGAUGGAGUCAUGAUUGCCCGGGUUGAUCUUGGAGUUGAAAUUCCACUUGAACAGAUUCCAACUGUCCAAGAGGAAAUAACUCAAAUGUGUAGGCAGCUAAACAAGCCAGUAAUUGUAGCUUCUCAACUACUUGAAUCCAUGACUGAAUACCCAACCCCAACACGUGCUGAGGUUGCAGAUGUCUCUGAAGCUGUUCGACAGUAUGCAGAUGCCUUGAUGCUAGCUGGGGAAUCAGCCAUUGGAUUAUUUGGGCAGAAGGCUCUUUCUGUCCUUCAAAUGACCAGCAGUAGAAUGGAGACAUGGAGUCGUGUUGAAAACCGCCAAGAUCUUCUGCAGCUACGGCAACUAGGAGUCUCGUUGCCUGAUCGCAUUGCUGAGCAGAUUUGCAAUUCUGCUGUCGGAAUGGCUAACAAUCUUGCUGUGGAUGCAAUUUUUGUAUACACCAAGCACGGACACAUGGCAUCACUCUUGUCACGCAACAGACCAAACCCUCCCAUAUUUGCUUUCACAAAUGAUGAGAGUACCAAAAUGGCUCUGAAUUUGCAGUGGGGAGUUACUCCACUUCUUGUUCAUCUAUCAGAUGACAUGGAGUCUAACAUCUCAAGCACAAUCAAUCUCAUAAAAUCAAAGGGUUUGGUGAAAGAUGGAGACACAGUUUUGGUGGUCUCAGAUGUCACACCAACUCGCUCUACCCCAAUGGCAGUCCAAUCAAUCCAGGUACCAGAAAUCGCAAAGACCAGUCCUAACUUGUUUACAGAUGGUCAUCCAACAUGAUGACCGCUUAGUCAAGUUUAUCUUUGGUACCCCAUUGAUUUGAGUUCAAAUUAUGGAAAGGGAUAUUCACCUUCUGUUUUACUCCCCUCUUCUCUGUUCCUUACUUCCUACGCUGUGUCCCAUGCUCCCCAUUCUCAUGUGAAA